Molecule: messenger RNA, 1240 nt
Organism: Eriocheir sinensis (Chinese mitten crab)
Lineage: Eukaryota; Metazoa; Arthropoda; Malacostraca; Decapoda; Varunidae
Product: protein FAM151B-like
Exons: 7
Coding region: 113-1207 (364 amino acids)
Source: RefSeq, a predicted model, not a curated record
UGCACUCAGCCAGGCUCUUCCACCCCCAUAAAUUUGAAUGAAAGGGAUUACCUGGCCGUAUCGACUCCACUAAUUGUACCUCCAUGGCGCGGGAGGAAGGCGAAGGUUACACAUGGUAGGAGGAUCAUCGCUGGUCUUGCUCAUCAUAUUUUCAGGCGUGGUAAUGUCGGCAGAAACAGGAGAGCAGGCCCCGGUGCCGGACCCACCCACGGAGGAGACGGAGGCCAUGGACGGUCUGGGGCCCAUCGACGCCGCUGACUUCUUCCCCGAGGUCAGGGAUGACUUGACAGAGGUUACCUGGGCACAUCGGGUCAACAGUCAGGCGGAGCUGGAGGCCAUGUUGAAAGAUGACAAGAUUAUGAUGCUGGAGGCUGAUGUCCUUAGCGGCAAGUUGAGGGAUAGCGAGGAGAAGGCCAAGGAAGGAGAGAGGGAGGGGGAGAGCAGCACAUCCCCCAUCAUGGCCCACCCCCCGGAGAAGGAGUCUGACCUCACUGUGGCGAUGUGGCUCGACCAAGUGAUACAGGCCAACCAGGGAGGGAAGAGGAAAGGCAUCAAACUGGACUUCAAGGAGCUGAGUGUUGUGAAGGAGAGCCUUGAGGAGCUUGUCAAGAGGAAGGAAGAGAUGACAUUCCCGAUCUGGCUCAACGCUGACAUCCUCCCCGGCCCAAGCAGUCGCAACACCCCCGUCCCCUCGACUGACUUCCUGACCACCUGCGCCGAGCUCUUCCCUCAGGCCACACUCUCGCUAGGCUGGACAACCUUCGUGGCCCCCAACAGCCCGGCGGUGGAGUCUGGGUACAGCCGGGAGCACUUUGAGGCGAUGGUGCAGGCCCUGGAUACCCACGCCAUCACCCAGCCUGUCACCUUCCCCAUCCGCGCCGCCUUCGUGCCACACUCCAUUGAGAAUCUGGAGUGGCUGCUGGAAAAUACACCAGACAGCACGGUCACCAUCUGGAGCUCACCACAAGACCCCUUCGACCCCGAGGCCAUCAAGACCCUGGUUGAUAUUCUCGGCCACAACGCUGUCUACCUUGACCUCCCCGAGACGCAGAUGACCCAGUACAGGGACGUCGCUGCUGCCGCCGCCGCUGCCGAGGGUGCCAGCAAAGGCGCCCCAUUCUGUCUGCUGCCCACGAGUGCCUCAGCGUGGGCUUCGGUGGGGAUGGCUCUGGCAACGGCCUUGGCAGCACUGUAUUUGUACGAGUGAGUGUGGGGUUCGGAGAGGGAGGAAGGGAAGAGU